Vespa crabro (European hornet) is the source of this 909-nucleotide messenger RNA. RefSeq names its product pro-corazonin-like (gene Crz). NCBI's taxonomy places the organism in Eukaryota, Metazoa, Arthropoda, Insecta, Hymenoptera, Vespidae. The record is from RefSeq and is a predicted model, not a curated record. The transcript is spliced from 3 exons. Gene Ontology annotation, biological process: positive regulation of heart contraction. Gene Ontology annotation, molecular function: corazonin receptor binding. The coding region runs from base 314 to 751 and encodes 145 amino acids.
AUGUUUUACGAAUAAUUCUGUCGCCACCUUAGAUUGAGAAAUUAAAUCACAAUACCUGGCUAAUGUUAACUACGAUUUAAUAACCGACAUCUUCUUGAAUAGAAAAUUUCUACGUGAUAUGAAUGUAAUAUGAUCGAGUUUAAAAACUUAUCAGAGAGAACAAGGACAUGGGGUUACCCUUAUAAAAGCUAGUCGUGGUAUAUUCGACAUCAUAGUUACCAAGAUACUCGACCAACAUAGAUCAUCUUCUUUGAACAUCCUAACGUCGUUUCUUCGAAAUCGUUUGGUGACAAGAAAGACGAAAAGAUACGAAAUGGCUGUUUCCUAUGGUACGACGAUCGUUCUCGUUCUAUCGUUCGUAACAACGAACGUGUUAUCUCAGACCUUUCAAUAUAGCCAUGGAUGGACGAACGGUAAACGUACUCUCACGGAUGUUAAUUCUCAAUUCUCAUAUCCGCCGGCAUCUUCCUGGAUGAAAAAUGUCUUAGACUUACAAUUCGACAAUCUUCAGUCAACGCCAACUUCACCUUCACCGUCUCCAUCGCCAACUGCGAUUGCGACGACGACGAUGACGGCUACGUCGAUGAAACGUUGCGACAUGCAUAGAAUGAGAUUAUUCUUUCAGGGAAAUAAUAAUGAAGCUCUAUAUUUGGUACCUUGCGAGACAAGCGCGUCAAAAAAAAAUCUCCGUGAACACCACCGCCUCGUUCAGCUACGAAGAGGAUCAACAUUCGAGGAUAACAAUAAUUAAUCAAAUCUAAAUAAAUAAAAUUGUCAGGAGCGUCAUCAAGGAAUGAUCGUUGUUAAAAUGAUACACACAUACACACACACACACGUAUACACAUACAUACAUAUAUAUAUAUAUAUACAUAAAUGUACAGAGAAAUAUAAUUAUAAAAUGAAAAUAAA